This is a messenger RNA of Armigeres subalbatus, 1000 nucleotides long. RefSeq names its product rhodanese domain-containing protein CG4456-like. Bases 338 to 1000 code for a protein of 220 amino acids. The record is from RefSeq and is a predicted model, not a curated record. The transcript has 5 exons. NCBI's taxonomy places the organism in Eukaryota, Metazoa, Arthropoda, Insecta, Diptera, Culicidae.
AUUCCACUAGAAAAGAAACACAUUUUUGUUUUUAUUGCCACAUGAUUCGCCGAUGCAGAAUCGUUAGCAGAUCACGUUUCUUACAAAUUAUAUAUGAAUUGCUCAAAUGGCAGUGCCAUGGAUCUAACAAAAACAUAACAUGUGGGCUGAUAAGUGGCGUGUUGAGAGUAAAACAAAUCGAUUUCAGCACGCACCUGAGAUGCAAAAUGAGCGUUGUGUAGCAGAGAAAGAGAUGUGUUGGAUAACUUCCGCGAUUAGUGGAUCGUGUCUCAGCACUAGCUGAUAUAAAACGAUACUGAUCCUUCCGACUCCCAUCCACCGUUCAGCCCGAUCCAGUAUGGCUAGUUGUAAGCUCGUCUCACUGGUUGUUCUGCUGGUUGUGAUAGCGCACAGCUGUCUUGGAGAAGAGGAAUCCUGUUUAGAGAACAAAUUCUUUAAAGGCUGCAUCGAGGACAAAUUCAAGGCAACCUUCGAGGAAAUUAUUGACUUGAAGUUCAAAUUCAACAUACUGCUUAUUGACGUUCGGCAACCGGAGGAGCUAAAUUGCACUGGAUGGAUUCCCAACAGCAUUAAUAUUCCUCUUGCUUCGAUUAGCUUUGAUUUGCAGCUUACGGCUAACAAGUUUUUAUGCAUAUAUGGUCGGAAGAAACCCACUUUUGACGAUUUGGUAAUAUUCUACUGUAAUUCCGGGAAUCGAUCGGCGAAGGCUGCCCUUCUUGCCCUUCAAUUAGGAUUUAAGAAUGUGAAAAAUUAUGUUGGAUCUUGGAUAGAAUAUGCGAAGCAUUUUGGAUUACCUUUGGGGUGCACUGGCUGGACACCCGCACCAGAUCUCCGUUACUCAGGCCAUCCGGAAGACGCUCCCAGUAGAACCAAUCCUCGAGCACGACGACACGCCACGUCGUCCCUUACGAAUCGAAACAUACGAAACAACAUUAAUAUUAAACAGCGAGGAAGCCCGUUCAAACUCUGGCACGAUACGGCACACAUCGAAAGCCACUAA